AUGCUGGUGGUAGAUGAAGAAACAGGUGUCAUCAACCCUCAACAUUGCAUUGAAGAGUGGAUAGAUAACCGAGUAGACAUACUGUUCUACGAACGAUUCUUCAAUUGGGAAAUCAAUGUUUCCUCGUAUUUGGUAGGUAAACUAUUGUUUAUAACCCCCUGA
Molecule: messenger RNA, 162 nt
Organism: Cooperia oncophora
Lineage: Eukaryota; Metazoa; Nematoda; Chromadorea; Rhabditida; Trichostrongylidae
Source: the annotation of a GenBank genome assembly